Molecule: messenger RNA, 354 nt
Organism: Puccinia triticina
Lineage: Eukaryota; Fungi; Basidiomycota; Pucciniomycetes; Pucciniales; Pucciniaceae
Exons: 2
Coding region: 1-354 (117 amino acids)
Source: RefSeq, a predicted model, not a curated record
AUGGACGAUGCAUCAGUUGAACUCAAAGACAUUGAGAUCCAUGUCCUUGAAGAACACUACAAGAAAAUGAAAAUUGAAUACAAAUCAAAACAAGCAAAACUUAUAUCAAAGAUCAAUCAAGGUCAAGGUCUUACCAAUCAUCCAAUGAGGAAGAAGCGUGGCUUGAUGGCAAUGCUCGAUUCGGAAGAAAUACGAACAAUGAGGAAGAUUUGUGAAUUUGAACCGCCAGCUGAGCCAAAAAGUAGCAAGCAAGAUGGAAAGAAGAACUCGUCGAUUGAGAGCAAUAAAAAAGACGCGAAAAAAAAAACAGUCAAACAAGAGCGGCAAACACGAUGGAAAAAGACUAGCCAAUGA